AUGGAAGGUGAUGCCAUCAUGGAUGUUGGCGACACAAUGGCCGGUGGCGACGCCACGGAUGGUGGCGACACAAUGGCUGGUGGUGACGCCAUGGCUGGUGGUUACGCCACGGAUGGUGGUGACACAAUGGCUGGUGGCGACGCCGCGGAUGGUGGUGACACAAUGGCUGGUGGCGACGCCACGGAUGGUGGUGACACAAUGGCUGGUGGUGACGCCAUGGCUGGUGGUUACGCCACGGAUGGUGGUGACACAAUGGCUGGUGGUGACGCCAUGGCUGGUGGUUACGCCACGGAUGGUGGUGACACAAUGGCUGGUGGUGACGCCAUGGCUGGUGGUUACGCCACGGAUGGUGGUGACACAAUGGCUGUUGGCGACACAAUGGCUGGUG
Procambarus clarkii (red swamp crayfish) is the source of this 388-nucleotide messenger RNA. Lineage: Eukaryota; Metazoa; Arthropoda; Malacostraca; Decapoda; Cambaridae. The record is from RefSeq and is a predicted model, not a curated record.